CGGCACGAGCCGAGCCGAGCAGAGCCGAACCGAGCCGAGCCGAGCGAGCGGCGGCGCCCGCGGUGUCCGCCGAGGCCCACUUCCGUGUCAAAAGUCAAGAACGACUAUGUAUAAAAAAAGGGAUUGCUUCAUCUUUGACUUGAAUUCAAAGUGAAAAUGGACAGAAACGAAACAUGUGCUGCUGGGCAGGAUUCCCUGCCCUAUAUGAUUUGUCUGGUUCACCUCCUGGAAGAGUGGCUCGGGCUAGAGCAUUUGGAAGACUAUCUAAGCUUUGCAAACUAUCUCCUCUGGGUGUUCACUCCCCUGAUCAUUUUAAUUCUUCCGUACUUCACCAUUUUCCUUCUCUACCUCACCAUUAUUUUCUUGCACAUUUACAAGAGGAAGAAUGAACUGAAGGAAGCGUAUGCCCAUAAUUUAUGGGAUGGCGCAAGAAAAACAGUGGCAACGGCUUGGGAUGGACAUGCGGCAAUAUGGCACGGUUAUGAAGUUCAUGGUCUGGAAAAAAUACCCCAGGAAGGACCUGCGCUUAUUAUUUUUUACCAUGGAGCGAUUCCUAUAGACUAUUACUACUUUGUUGCUAAAGUCUUUACCCAAAAGGGCAGAAUUUGCCGCACAGUAGCCGAUCACUUCCUCUUUAAAGUGCCAGGGUUUAGUCUGUUACUUGAAGUAUUUGGUGUUCUGCAUGGACCCAGGGAAAAAUGUGUUGAAAUUUUAAAGAGUGGCCACUUACUAGCUAUUUCUCCAGGAGGAGUUCGAGAAGCACUCUUUAGCGAUGAAACCUACAACAUUGUUUGGGGUGACCGAAAAGGCUUUGCUCAAGUGGCUAUUGAUGCAGAAGUGCCCAUCAUUCCGAUGUUCACCCAAAAUGUUCGGGAAGGAUUUAGAUCACUUGGAGGAACAAGGUUAUUUAGGUGGCUUUAUGAAAACUUUCGAUUCCCAUUCGCUCCUAUAUACGGAGGCUUUCCAGUGAAAUUUCGCACGUAUUUAGGAGAUCCUAUCCCAUACGAUCCAAAGAUAACAGCAGAAGAACUGGCUGAAAAGGCGAAGAAUGCAGUCCAGGCACUAAUAGACAGGCACCAAAGAAUACCAGGGAACAUCCUAAGGGCUCUUUUGGAACGUUUUCAUAAAAAACGGAAGAUCAACUAGAAUAUAUUUUUAUAUAUUUAUAUAUGCAUGGCUUUGAGGUACUGUUUUCAGAACAAAGUUGCUAUUGUAACUAUAUGAUUGUUCAAAAAUCAUAGUAGCUAUCAUCCUCAAAACGUGUUCCUUAAAAACUUUUGUUUCAAUAAUGUUCCUGCAUAUUUGAAAAAAAAAUCAACCGUAUCAUUGCAGUGACAUUUGUGAAAUUUAAAUUAUAAACAAUGAUGUAGUUUUACUAGAACAGUAAAUCCCUAACUAAAAAGUUUGUUCUCAUGAAUUCUGACAAAAGUAUUUUGACUAAAUCAACCAUUCCUGAGUUAUGGAUUUAGUUUUCAUAUUUUUAUUUCACUUAAUUUCUUUUGAGAUGCAACAUGGUUCAGUUGUGUAAACACAGGAUUUAAGUUAAGAAACUGUAAAUUCUAGGCCCAUGUUGGCCACUGAGUCAGUGUUGUGACCUUGGGCAAAUCGUUUAAUGUCUCAGCUUGGCCAUUUAUUAAUGGGAGAGGUACUACUCCCUCCUUACAGGACUAUAGUGAAGAAUAUUCAUUAAAACAAAGUGCUACAAAAGUAAUAUAGUCAAAAAGGAAAUUAUUUUCCAAAUUGUUAUUUAACAGCUUUGACAAAUGCUUCGAUUGAUAGUAGAAAUUUAAGUAAUUCUUUGCUUAUGGACUCCUAGUGACCAAUCAAAAUGAAAGAGGAACGGGAAGUGCUUUUUAAUUAAAGAAAAAAACUGGGACAGUUUUGCUUUCCAUAAUCAUUACCCUUUUAGUAUUGAUUGUGUUGUUGUUUAUUUAAGUUUCUUAAAACCUCUCUGUAAAUAUCUGUUGUGUUCUGCAUUCGGUCAGUUCAGCAACAACAUAUUUUUAAUAGUUCAGGGUAUAAAAUUACUGUUGGAUUCAUGAUUUUGUAGUUAGGAAAGAAGAUUUAGACAGGUGAACAUAGAAAUAAACGUUUGUCUUUUGCGUACGAUAUGAAUUUUAAAAUGUAGGGAACCAAAUGGCUUAGUUACAAUGAAAAUAUACUUGAAUCAUUUUAUGUGGAAACAAUUGCACUUUGAAAAUUGUCUUAGAUUUGUGGUCUCGUAAACUUAAUUUAAAAGGUAUCAGAACACAGACUUUCAAAAAUCAAGAGCAGUAUCCUUCUUUUUCGAUGUUAAAUAUACUUUGUAACUUGUACAGAUUUUUGUAUGGAAGUCUAUAUUUAUGAUAUGAUAUGUAUUGUAUAUAAAAAGAACCUAAAAUAAAGCGGAAAUUAAAGUUA
Messenger RNA from Tachyglossus aculeatus (Australian echidna), 2400 nucleotides. RefSeq names its product transmembrane protein 68 (gene TMEM68). NCBI's taxonomy places the organism in Eukaryota, Metazoa, Chordata, Mammalia, Monotremata, Tachyglossidae. The transcript has 7 exons. The coding region runs from base 157 to 1146 and encodes 329 amino acids. The record is from RefSeq and is a predicted model, not a curated record. Gene Ontology annotation, cellular component: membrane. Gene Ontology annotation, molecular function: acyltransferase activity.